UGAGGCCGUUGGUCGCCGCUUUCCCCGCGGCCCUUCUGCUGCUGCUGCCCCUUCCCUCAGGGACUCAGGCCGCUUCCUGGGCCGCCUGGAUGCCUCCCGCCGUCGCCGGCCUUUCGGGCACGUGCGUCUCCAUCCCGUGCCGCUUCGCUUAUCCCGAGGAGCUCCGUCCCGCUUCCAUCCACGGGAUGUGGUAUUUCGGGAGCCCUUAUCCCAAAAAUUACCCUCCGGUGGUGGCCAGGUCCCGCCCCGGCGCCGUCCACGAGAGCUUCACGGGUCGAGCCGUGCUCCUGGGCGAUCCCGGCAUCCGGGAUUGCUCCCUGCUCCUCGGGCCGCUCAGCACGGAGCUGGCCGGGAAGUAUUACUUCCGAGGGGAUUUAGGCGGAUACAACCAAUACAGCUUCUCGGAACACGCCACGCUCGAGGUGCUGGAGGAGCCGGUGCUGGAGGUGCCCCCGGAGCUGGUGGCAGGAGAAGAGGUGGAACUCCGUUGCCGCGUCCCGGAUAACUGCCCCCAACUGCGACCCCGAGUCACUUGGGAAGGGAUCCAGGAGCUUCCCGACGUCUCGGAGCGGGAAGCGCGGGAAGACGCCGCCGGAGCCGCUUCCAUCCUGGCUCUGCUCCGCUUCCGAGUGCGGCGCGAGGACGGCGGCCGCCGCCUGGGCUGUCGCGUCGCCUUCGCCAACAGCUCCUUGGCCUUCGAGGCCACCGUCGCCCUCGACGUGCAGUUCUCCCCGCAGGUGCUGUCGGUGCAGGGCCCCUCGGAGGCCGUGGAGGGCUCGGCGCUGGAGCUGGGCUGCUCCGCCGAGGGGCGGCCGCCGCCGCUGCUCUCAUGGUUCCGGGGCGCCGCGGUGCUGCGGGAGGAGCCGGGGGCCUCGAGCCUGGAGCUGCCGCUGCCGCGUCUCACGCCGGGGGACGCCGGCACCUACGUGUGCGUGGCCGAGAACCGGCACGGCAGCCACAACCGCAGCCUCCAGCUCCACGUGGCCUUCUCCCCCCGCCGGCCGUGGCUCAAUGGGUCCCUAUGGGCCGUGGCGGGGGAGCCGCUGGCGGUGACGUGCGGUGCCCGCAGCCACCCGGCGCCCAUCGUGACUCUGACCCGCGGGCGCCGCCUGGUGGCCGCCGCUAUUUACGAGCCGCUGCUCACGCUGCGGGUACCCGCGGCGCGGCCCGAGGAUGCGGGAGAGUAUCAAUGCCGGGCCGAGAACCAGCACGGGCACAGCAGCAUCGCCUUCAACAUCACCAUCGAGUGUCAGUAUCGGGGCUGCGAGGGGGCCUCGUGGG
Molecule: messenger RNA, 1281 nt
Organism: Strigops habroptila (Kakapo)
Lineage: Eukaryota; Metazoa; Chordata; Aves; Psittaciformes; Psittacidae
Gene: MAG
Product: myelin associated glycoprotein
Exons: 5
Source: RefSeq, a predicted model, not a curated record